AUGUACUGUAAUAACAUUGCUUCUGUAUUUUUUACCAUUGUUUGGUUAUGUUCAAUGGGAGAAUGUGCCGUUUUACAAACAUACAUCAAUGGUGAAUAUAAAAAUAGUGUAUCUGAUUUGAAUUGUAAUCAAUAUAAUAAUGAUUAUGAUAUUAUUCGUCAGUUUCCUUUUCCACUUUUGAUUAAUCCAGUUGAAUAUGCAUUCAAUAAAAGUGCAGCUGUUAUGUAUAAGAACAAUAAUGCAUCAAUUCAAGAAAUUUAUAUUAUGGAUGAAGAAAUAAUUCCAGCAAGUAUAUUUUGUUUAUCAAAUCUUGAAGAAUUAACCAUCAUAUCGACACCAUUUCAAAAUGGUAUUAUUCCUGAUGCUAUAGAAAAUUUAAAACAACUACAACAGCUUAUGAUUUAUGAAUCACCUAUUAAAAAAAUAACAGAAAAAUUGGUAACACUUCCUAAACUUUUAACGUUACUUUUAAGCAAUUGUUCAUUAACUUAUAUACAAGAUCUUAGUAAACUUAAAACACUUGAAAUGCUUGAACUUUCAAAUAAUUAUUUGACGCAUAUCAAUGACGUUCCAGCUCUAGGAUUAUUGAAACUUGAUGGAAAUCUUUUCAAAGAAAUACCAGUAAUAAAAAAUACGGACAACAUUUGGUUCUUAGAUAUGAACAAGAAUCCUUUGAUAAAUGCUUUACCAAUUUUAUCGUACAAAAAUGUAAGAUAUAUCUUUUUAGAAAAUGCAACAUUAACAUCUAUUCCACCUACAAUUGAUAAAUUACAAAAAAUUGAAUAUCUACUUUUAACGGAUAACAAAAUAUCAUAUCUUCCAACGAAUGUACUUAAUUUACCUAAUCUUAAAGAAUUUUCUAUUAGGAAUAAUUUAUUAUCAUCGGGUGAUAUGAAAUUAAUUGAAACAGCAUUCAAAAAAUCUCAUCCAGAUUUAUAUAUAUGUGUUUGA
Adineta steineri is the source of this 951-nucleotide messenger RNA. The record is from the annotation of a GenBank genome assembly. NCBI's taxonomy places the organism in Eukaryota, Metazoa, Rotifera, Eurotatoria, Adinetida, Adinetidae.